Molecule: messenger RNA, 2371 nt
Organism: Xyrauchen texanus (razorback sucker)
Lineage: Eukaryota; Metazoa; Chordata; Actinopteri; Cypriniformes; Catostomidae
Gene: spaca4l
Product: sperm acrosome associated 4 like
Exons: 3
Coding region: 68-457 (129 amino acids)
Cellular component (GO): membrane
Molecular function (GO): transmembrane receptor protein serine/threonine kinase activity
Source: RefSeq, a predicted model, not a curated record
CCGUUCAUGUCAGUCUGACUGGAGCAUAACGGUCCUCUACAGAACAUUCACAUCUACAGCAGGAAACAUGAACAAAGUCGUUUUCGGCUUGUUUGCAGUCGCCCUGUGUUUGACAGUGGGUCAGGCUCUGCAGUGUUAUGAGUGUGCAAUUGGUAUUUGGAAUCUAUGCAAUACAAAAAAUUUGACGUGUGAUGUUGGGACUCAGUGCUUCUCUGGUGUCGGGAAGGCUGCUGGGAUAUUGCCGAUUAAGUCCAAAGGAUGUCUCGAAGUGGCCAAAUGCAACAGAACUGAAGACAUACAUUUUCCAUCUACCUCAAACUCCUCAGUCUACAAAAUGACCAAGACCUGCUGCAAUACUGACCUGUGUAACUCGGCUAUGGGUCACCAACACCUGUCUGCUGUCAGCUUGACCUUUCCCACUAUCACCUCUGUGCUCAUGGUCAAAUUCCUCAUGUGAGGAACACCAUUUCAGUUCUCUCUCUCUCACACACACACACACACACACACACGCGCACACACACAAAAUGUUAAAAAAUGUACAUUUAUAUGAUUCUCAUCAAUCAUAUUUAUGCAAAAACACAUCCAACAUAUUCCUGAGAAAAAUUUUGUGUACAUCCUAUACUGGUCAAUUUAAUAUUUGUUUUCCCCUGUUGUCAAAUAUUUAAGAGACUUAAAAUUAAGGCAGUUAUGAACUUGGUGCUUAAAAUUGGUCUGUACACUGGAAAUUUGAUCUGCUGUCAAACAUAAAUUCAAGACCAGUCUGUCCUUUAAACAUAUCUUCAAAUUAACACAGAAUUUCAAGGUGGAAUCCAGGCAACUACUGACCUGGUUCUUGUGAUGUCACUGUAUGACAGCGCUGCCAGGUUUGUGACUAAUAUUCCAUAUACCUUAGACAAUAUCCUCACAGAUGAUUUUAAAUACUAUGACUAAAUCAGACCAGGAAACAGCACAAAAACAUUUGUAAUGUCUGAAUGAGAGAUUUUUAUGGUGAUGUACCGGUGGGCAUGUGUUCCUGCCGGUCACACAUCAGACUCGCCGGUGUACCGAGAUGAAUCGUGGAUAAAAUAUAUUUAAUGUCUUUGAAAGUUCAAUUUGGCAAUAUUUGUGAUGUCUUCAGACCCAUAUGAACUUUUCCUAGGACUUGGCAUGGAUCAAAAGCAAUUUGUUAUGUUUUUCUUGAUAUAGUUUUUUGUGUUUUUCCAUUCACCACCAUUGUUUCCUCCCGCUGAGGCUCACAAAUAUGGCAGCAGUGGGAAAAAGUGACGUCACUGAAACAGGUCAAUAUACAGUAGAAAAUGAGCAAUUAAGAACAUUCAGCAUAAUAGAACACCAAACAACUGAAACAUGUUCCAUUAAACACAAAAUCAACACAUAAAACAUUCAACAUAUAUUAAAACCAGUCAUAUGUAGUUAGAUUGUGUCAUUCUACCUGUUAUGAAUACACAUUCAUACAAACACCCAUAUUUCCACAUGCACUUAAACCUUGUUAAAUAAACUUGUUGACAGCAGGUUGCUGUGUAUGUUUAUGACUUUAUUUCUCAUUAUGUUUUUGUUAUUUCAGUUUCAUAUUCUGUUUGAAAUUAAACUAGACGUUGUCAAAACAUGAAUGCAUAAAUGUAUCAUACAUGAAAUUAUUAAAUCACUUAAUCAGAAAAUUUGGGGGAUUUUUCCAUAGUAUUUUAUAUGUAUUCCUAUUCAUUUUAAUAUGUCAUUUUCGUUUAUAAUAAGCUUUUUUUCACAUAGGCAGUUUUGUAGAAAAAUAAGAAAAGAAAAAAAGGAAAGCUUUGACCACUGUGUUUUGUGUUUGCUUUUCCUUUUUUUUCUUUCUUUUUUUUUAACGUUUGGAAAGGUCUUUGUUAUUGGAGAAAAGAAAUGUAAAGGGGACAUUUUUAUUUUGGAUAUUAUCAUCAGUUUCAGUCAGGGCUGAGGUUGAGACUGAUCGAGUGCCGUGCCCUGCAUUGACAAACGUUCUGUUGUUGUAAUUGUCAUCAUAAUGUGUGAUGGCAUUUCAAAUGUACAAGCAACAGAAUUGUAAUAAAAGAGUUCAACCUCUGUUGUUUGUGUUUGAUGUCAGUUUCAUUGUGACCGGACGAGUCUUGCAGGUUCUAAAUAAAGCUGAUCACUUCUUAUCAACACAGCAGCUUGUGCUAGCUCACAGGAACAUUAUCCAUAUCUGAAUCAAUGACGUGGGGCUCAUUUUUUGGUGCAGAUCUUUUCAAAGAUACAUUCAAAUGUAAUUCACACAAAAAAUUACUCUAUGAUGAAUAUGUUUUCAAAUGUCAGUCGGUGUGAUGUCACAAACAUGUAGGUAACAAUUUUGUAGUCAUGUGACAAGAAUCCAUACAACAGAAAAAUAAAGGACGUUGUGCAA